Molecule: messenger RNA, 1749 nt
Organism: Trichobilharzia regenti
Lineage: Eukaryota; Metazoa; Platyhelminthes; Trematoda; Strigeidida; Schistosomatidae
Source: the annotation of a GenBank genome assembly
AUGAAGGGAGAGUCAGAUAACGAGCAGUCCUUCGACUCAGAUGAAUCUGACGAUUACAAUUAUAAUGAGCCUGAUUAUGAUGUAGAGGGUGAAAAAUAUAGCACAGACAGAGUUCAUCCUGAAUCUUUCAUGUAUAAAGGACUAGAAAGAAAUGAAGUCGAAAGUUUUCUCAACAGCAUUGUUGAUAAUCUGUGCAAUUUAAUACAUGUGCCCCCAGCAAUAGCUCGUUUAUUACUGCACAAUAAUAAGUGGGAUGUAGAGGCAGUCAAGAAAAAGUUUCUCGCUCAUCCUUUGGUUACACUUAUCAACCAUGAUAUCUUACCAGGAUUAAAUACCCAAUCCAGUUGCAGUGAUAGCCAAGCAGUGAUGACUACUAUUCAUACAAUUCAAAAACUUAAUUCACGGGUCACGCCUUUUUUGUCGCGACCUAAAAUCACAUCAGAUUCCUGCUGUGAAAUUUGCUUUUCAGUUCCGUCGAAUAAGUCAAAUAAUCCUGUGAAUAUAUUCAAUGAGUCAGUUAUACAAAUACCCCGUCAAUCAAAUUAUUGUAAACAAGGAAAUUCAAAAACUCCUAUUUCUUCUUCACGUAACACUGAUCCCUCAUCGCUUCAUCUCUCUCGUCCUUCCACAAUUUCCAGUAAUAUGUAUGAUGUUUGGUCAGACAACUCUAACGAAAAGCAUUGUGACUUUUUAAAUAAUCGUGAAAUGAAUGGACUAUGUGGUCUAUCCUGUGGUCAUCGAUUUUGUCCAGAUUGCUGGUGUUCCUAUUUGACAGUGAAAAUUGAAGAAGGCUUAAGUAUUGACAUCAAAUGUAUGUCAGUUGGGUGUAAUGUUCUAGUCAUAGAGGAUUUUCUUUUGACAUUGUUGAAAAAUUCUCCCGUAAAGGAUAAAUACCUAAAUUUACUAUUUCAACGUAUGGUUGAAAGUCAUCCGUCAUUGCGAUUUUGUGUGGGUUUCAACUGUCCAAUGUUGAUUUGUGCAUUGGAAGAGCCGAAAGCUCGACGUGUCCAGUGUGGACGAUGUCAUUCAGAGUUCUGUUUUAUGUGCUCAGAAGCAUAUCAUGCGCCAACUAGCUGUGCAACCUUAAAACACUGGCUAGUGAAGUGUCGAGAUGAUUCAGGUACAGCAAAUUAUAUGACAGCACACACUAAGGAUUGUCCAUCGUGUCAUGUGUGUAUAGAAAAAAAUGAAGGUUGUAAUCAUAUGAAAUGCUCAAUUUGCCAUUAUGAAUUUUGCUGGGUGUGCUUAGGUGUUUGGAAAUCGCACGAUGCAGAGUAUUACUUCUGUAGCAAAUAUCAAGAGAAUCCAGAUGCUGCAAAAGAGUCUGUGAGAACACGAGCUCGUGAAUCACUGGAGCGAUACAUGUUUUAUUAUGAAAGAUGGGAAAAUCAUGAACGAAGUCUGAGAUUAGAACAUGAUCAUCGAGCACGUAUUCAAGCCAGAAUCAAUGAAAAAGUACUCAAAAAAGAAGGUACAUGGAUUGAUUGGCAAUAUUUACUUCUGGCUGCAGACACUCUAAGAAACUGUCGAUACACUUUAAAAUACACUUAUCCUCAUGCUUUUUACGGGGAAAAAUUAGAACGUAAAGAGCUAUUCGAAUAUCAACAAGCAUUAUUAGAAGCUGAAGUAGAAGAUCUCUCUUGGAAGAUAGAACAUGCCGAGAUAACAGAUCGAGCAGAUUUACAAAAUAAAAUGGAUAUCUGUGAAAAGCAUCGGUUAACUUUGUUACAAGAAUUUUUGACCAAUUAA